CGCAAACUUAUUUAUUUCCACCCAAUAUCAACAUGGCAAUCUACAUCGUGACCGGAAGCUCCCGCGGGCUGGGACUGGCAAUGAUCAAAGAACUGGCAUCUCGGGACCCUACAGAGGUCAGUCUCGUGAUCGCUGCUACUCGGAAAUCUAGCACUGCGUUAGAUGAGAUCGUCGCACGGGAAUCUGGUCGUGUCGUUUUCAUCCCGCUGGAUGUGUCCAAGGAGGCCAGUGUCUCAAGUUGUGUUGAAAAGGUGGGAUCAGUCGUGGGCGAGAAGGGAGUUGAUGUUCUAAUUAACUGUGCUGGUGUUCAUUCGUGGUUGGAGGGGAAAACUGAAAAUAUGGCCGAUCUCGACUACCAACUUACCGUGAAUGUGGUUGGAACACAUAAUGUAACACGCGCCUUUCUACCUCUCUUGAGAAUAGGAAAGUCGAAGAAGGUUGCUAAUAUCUCGACGGUUUAUGCGUCAAUGACGCAUGCAGAGAUGUCUAGCUUUGCCAACUGCCCAGCUUACAAGAUUAGUAAGGCUGCUCUCAACGCACUUACUGUGCAAUAUGCCAUGUCCUAUAAGGAUGAGGGAUUUACCUUCCUGGCUGUUAGUCCCGGUUGGCUGAAAACUGAUAUGGGUGGCGAUGAUGCUCACCUCACCGCGGAAGAGGGGGCACACGCGGUUCUUAAUGUCGUCGACAAAGCAGAGAGUGACUCGAACGGGUGUUUCAAGAACAUUUUUGCUCCUGGAUGGGACAUGUAUGAUGGAAAGGAUAUUCCCUGGUAG
This is a messenger RNA of Aspergillus caelatus, 773 nucleotides long. Its product is annotated as SDR family oxidoreductase. Bases 33 to 773 code for a protein of 246 amino acids. The record is from RefSeq and is a predicted model, not a curated record. The transcript has 4 exons. Lineage: Eukaryota; Fungi; Ascomycota; Eurotiomycetes; Eurotiales; Aspergillaceae. Gene Ontology annotation, molecular function: oxidoreductase activity, acting on the CH-OH group of donors, NAD or NADP as acceptor.